Akanthomyces muscarius is the source of this 630-nucleotide messenger RNA. RefSeq lists its product as uncharacterized. The transcript has a single exon. The coding region runs from base 1 to 630 and encodes 209 amino acids. The record is from RefSeq and is a predicted model, not a curated record. Lineage: Eukaryota; Fungi; Ascomycota; Sordariomycetes; Hypocreales; Cordycipitaceae.
AUGUCCAAGAUUGGUAUGGCCGGCCAGGGCAUCAACUCCCUGCAGUCCAACAACAAGGCCUGGAUCGGCGGCGGCGGGCCCAACACCUUCAAGUUCACUAACCGGGCCACGAAACCCUCGCCCGUGCCGGUGACUCUCGUCCUCUGGCUGUUCGAGAAUGACAGCGACUACCAGGCCAUGUGCGUCAACGUCCGCCGCCCAUACAUCACCGUGUCCCUGCCCAACAUCGGCAACAGCAUCGUCGUGUCGGUCGCCAACAACGUGAUUGGCGGCUUCGCGGCGCUCAACAACCACGCCACCUUCCUCAGCAACGCCGGCCUGGUCUACAACACCUGGGGCGAGUUCAACACCUUGAGUGGCAACACCGUGGAUGUGUCCCGCGAGGUUAACCCCCACGGCAACGUCAUUUCGAUCAAGGCGAACAACGGCUGUGAAGCGAAUUUCAGCAAGUGUGUCUUUCUCUGCAAGCAGUCCGGCCUCGACCACUGCGGCGACGCGGGCUCUUACCACCUCGUCAACUGCGGCGGCUCUAACCCAGGCGCUCACAGUAACAACGAUGGCACUCAGGGUGGAUGCUCCUACUGGGGCGGCAAGGGAAGCCACCUUGACGUUGAUCUAGGACGCAGCUAA